AUGUCGAUAUUCAACACCAACUGUUCGCUGCCUACGCAGGGCUCAAACUUCGUUGAGGGUCCAAAUGUACGAGGUACUCUUGAUAUUCUCUGGAGUUGUCUGAGUGUGCUUCUUUUGUGCACUUGGUCGAUUCAACACUUGAAGAUUCCAGACCAAUGUCGUCCUCGGAGUAUGCGACAGCAGAUCAAUAAGUUUGUGGUUCAAAUAGGAAUCAAGGUUCGAUGGAUGAUAGUUACGCUCAUCGCUCCAGAGUUGUUGUGCGGUGUAGCUGCUGAAGAGUGGUUGACAGCUUGCAAGGCUGCCAGAUCCAGUGCUGAUAGAGUAAUCGAUGAUGGAAUUGACUGGACAGCAAGCCAUGGAUUUUUUGCGCAGAUGGGAGGAUUUCGACUUCGAUUCCGCAACCUUGAGACUCAAGCAUUCCAAAGGACAUCUAACGUCGCCAAGGAGCUAUCACUAGAAAAGCACAGCAUCGCAGCACCCUCUCAGGAGCCUUUGCUUGGUCGACUCAGCUUUCCGCAUGCCAACUCUUGGGAUCGCGUCUCCGAAACUUCUACGGCCGUCGAGUCACAAUUGAAUUCACUCUCCAAAACCGUCGACAUUGCUGUCCGCGAGAAGAGUUUCAAGUCGGUCUCCUGGGACCUUGCUAUCAUGUCCAAACAACACGAUGCGUUAUCGGCCUCGUUCGGGCCUGUUGAUUGGAGUCCAGAUCCUCGAAACGGAGCUCUCAUCGAGCAGAUGAUGUUCCGACACCAGAGCGAUCCCAGGGCAGGAGACGUUGCACUGACCGCCAUGAGAAUGACUACUGAUAUAUGGACUCUGAGCCUCGAACAGAUCCAGCUUGCGCGGAAGUAUGGAAUCAUAGAGACGUUUCCCAACAUNGAAAAAGAGGAUCUGGACGCAAUCAGCAAUAGCGAUGGCCUGGCUAAAGCACUAGCUGUUUGUCAAGUCCUCUGGCUCAUCAUCCAAAUGAUAUCGCGUGCUGCAUCAUCUCUCGCUGUCUGCCAGUUGGAGGUUGCAACUGGAGCAUUCGCAAUCACCACAUUCCUCACCUACAUUUUCCUGUGGCAGAAGCCACAAGGAGUCUCGAGACCAAUAUAUUUGGAGGCCGUGCGGAGACCCACAAUCGCUGAAGCCUGGGAGCUGGCGCAAUGCGGUCUGGAGGAGACAAGCUCACUUCUCUACCGUGCCAGGAGUUGGAGGCAGUCUCGCGAGCAUCUGAAAGCUAGAGCAUUCUCCAACACAAUCAUGUUGAUUUGUGCAACAGCGCUUGGAGCAGUUCAUUGUGCUGCCUGGAACUUCGGAUUUCCUGGCAGAGUCGAGAUGUGGGCAUGGAGAGGUUGCGCGUUAGGUUCUACGAUUCUACCGCUCUUCCUGCUGGCAUGGCAUGAGCUGUACCUACGCUUCGCCUUCACGAAACAUAUAGUAUUCUCGAUUGUAAUUCUGGUCGGGUUCAUGCUGUAUGGCUUCACCAGGCUUUUCAUCAUGGUGGAGAUGUUCCGAUGCUUGUUCUAUUUGCCCGUCGAGGCGUUUGUAACGACAUGGACGAUAAAUUUGCCGGGCAUCUCAUGA
Molecule: messenger RNA, 1569 nt
Organism: Aureobasidium musti
Lineage: Eukaryota; Fungi; Ascomycota; Dothideomycetes; Dothideales; Saccotheciaceae
Source: the annotation of a GenBank genome assembly